CUUGUGUCCGCGGCGUCGGCCCAGCGGCUCUGUUUCGCUUUUCCAAGCCCGGCGGAGGCUUCGGCGGGGCGGGAGGAUGGCGGAGGCCUCUUCGGCUGCCGCGACGGCCGCCGUCUCCCAGCACCGCUUCUUUUGCCACAGCUGCAAGGGCGAGGUCAGCCCAAAGCUGCCGGAAUACACAUGUCCCCGAUGUGAAUCUGGCUUUAUUGAAGAAGUAACAGAUGAUUCCAGUUUUUUAGAAGGCAACAGCAGCGGCAACGAUGAAAGUCCUUCCACCCCAUUUGCAGAGUUCUGGGACCAGCUGGAUCGUUCCAUGGUCUUUCCAUUCCUGAGCAGCUCUCUGGACCACAACGGCAGGGACAACGAGAGGGGCCACCAAGCCCAUGCGGACCUUUGGGGACCAAGCCGACCCCCGCGACUGCCCAUGGCCCGGAGGUAUCGGCCCCGCCUCAGCACACGGCCAGAUCGGUCGCCGGCCAUUGAAGGAAUAAUUCAGCAGAUCUUCGCUGGCUUCUUUGCAAAUUCAGCAGUUCCUGGAUCGCCGCCUCCGUCUUUCUCCUGGGGAGGCAUGCAGGGCAGGCUGCACUCUAGCUUUGGGGACUACGCGUGGGACCAGAACGGCCUCGAUGCUGUCUUGACCCAGCUUAUGGGACACUUGGAAAAUACAGGGCCUCCCCCAGCGGAGAAGGAGAAAAUUUCUUCCCUCCCGACAGUGACCGUCACUCAGGAACAAGUGGAUACGGGUUUGGAGUGUCCCGUGUGCAAAGAAGACUACACCGUGGCGGAGCAGGUCCGGCAACUUCCGUGCAAUCACUAUUUCCAUAGCAGCUGCAUUGUGCCAUGGCUGGAACUGCACGACACGUGUCCCGUGUGCCGGAAGAGCCUGAACGGGGAAGACUCCGCUCAGCGAGCCGCGAACACGGAGGCCUCCACCAGCAACUCCUUUAGCAGCCCGAGCCACCUGCAUGACCGAUGGACUUUCUGAAGGCCUCCUCCAUCCCCCAGGGCCGCUGGGGGAGAGAGAGCGAGCGAAGGGCAAAGCGAGGAGCCCGUCGCCUUCUUGGCUACAGAUGUAAAUUGUACGAUAACUCAACCACACAAAGCGAGUAGCGAGAAGAGAGAAAGCGGGCCCAAGCGGCCUUUCCCCCCCCCCCCCCCCCCAUCGAAGCCUGGCCACCCCCCCUCUUCUGAAAAACGGCCACCGAGGAAACACCUCUUGAAGCUUCAGGUCCGGAGAGGCCACGUUAGUGCUUGCAGGGUGGGAGUGGCGUCUAUUAAAGCUUGUGGACUUUUUUCCCCCCCUCUGAUAUCUGUACUGAUUGCUGGCUGUCCACCUUAACGUCCUUUUCUGGACGUGGACAAGGGAACACAAAAGCUCAAGAGAGCCUUUUGGGCUUUAAAACGUGGCAUGGUUGGCAGGGGCUGGUGGGGGCUCCCUCUGUGUUUGGCCGAUGGGUGUCUUGGGUUCAGAAGUGGGGGGGAAAGGAGAAGGGAAGCCCCCUCCCCCCGCCCUCCCCUCACUCCAGGUUUCCGUGGAAGCAAACGGGCCACGCUUCUCCGAGCGAGGAAGGUGUUGCUGUGGCUGGAUUCCUUUGCUCGAACUGAAAUAUCCACCGGUCCAGUUCGAAUUCCUUGCUGUCAAACGGACUCCAUUUGUCUUUCACGGCAGAAAUGAUUUUUGUCAGGUAUUCCUCCAUAUCGAAAACGCGAAUACCAUUACUUAAAAUAUCAAGAAGAA
Pantherophis guttatus is the source of this 1738-nucleotide messenger RNA. It is a transcript of the gene RNF115, whose product is annotated as ring finger protein 115. Gene Ontology annotation, cellular component: cytoplasm. Gene Ontology annotation, molecular function: ubiquitin protein ligase activity. The record is from RefSeq and is a predicted model, not a curated record. Gene Ontology annotation, biological process: protein ubiquitination. Lineage: Eukaryota; Metazoa; Chordata; Lepidosauria; Squamata; Colubridae.